Messenger RNA from Lycium barbarum (goji berry), 2465 nucleotides. Its product is annotated as zeaxanthin epoxidase, chloroplastic. The transcript has 16 exons. Gene Ontology annotation, biological process: abscisic acid biosynthetic process. The record is from RefSeq and is a predicted model, not a curated record. The coding region runs from base 169 to 2160 and encodes 663 amino acids. Gene Ontology annotation, cellular component: membrane; chloroplast. Gene Ontology annotation, molecular function: FAD binding; zeaxanthin epoxidase activity; protein binding. Lineage: Eukaryota; Viridiplantae; Streptophyta; Magnoliopsida; Solanales; Solanaceae.
AUUUUCCACUUUCUUUUUUCCCUCCUCUAUUGCUUAACUAACGCACUUUGGCCUAAUUAACAAUUCCCAUAAAUCAUCCUCCACUUCUUUUCAAGAAUCAUACAUUGAUAGAGAAAAAAAAAAAACCAAUCUUUCUUGAACUUGGUUUCAAGAAAGUUCAAGUAAAAGAUGUAUUCAACUGUCUUUUACACUUCAGUUCAUCCCUCCAUUUCAAGAAAGCAGUUGCCUUUACUAAUUUCCAAAGACUUUCCUGCAGAGUUGUGUAAUUAUUUACCUUGCAAGAACUUAGAAAAUGGACAUAUCAAGAAGGGUAAAGUAAUAAAAGCAACAAUAGCUGAAGCUCCAGUUACUCCUACAGAGAAAAGUGGCUAUGGGGUUAACGGUAAGGUACCACAGAAGAAGCUGAAAGUACUUGUGGCAGGUGGUGGGAUUGGAGGGUUAGUUUUUGCACUGGCUGCAAAGAAAAAGGGGUUUGAGGUAUUGGUGUUUGAGAGAGAUUUAAGUGCUAUUAGAGGGGAAGGGCAAUAUAGAGGUCCAAUUCAGAUACAGAGCAAUGCAUUGGCUGCUUUGGAAGCAAUUGAUAUGGAUGUUGCUGAAGACAUCAUGAAUGCUGGCUGCAUCACUGGUCAAAGGAUUAAUGGCUUGGUUGAUGGUAUUUCUGGCAACUGGUAUUGCAAGUUUGAUACGUUUACUCCAGCAGUGGAACGUGGACUUCCUGUGACAAGAGUCAUCAGCCGCAUGACUUUGCAGCAGAUCCUUGCAUGUGCUGUCGGGGAGGAUAUUAUUAUGAAUGAAAGUAAUGUAGUAGACUUUGAGGAUGAAGGGGACAAGGUUACUGUGACUCUUGAGAAUGGACAGCAAUAUACAGGUGAUCUUCUGGUUGGUGCUGAUGGCAUAAGGUCGAAGGUACGGACUAAUUUGUUCGGACCUAGUGAAGCUACAUACUCUGGCUACACUUGUUACACUGGAAUUGCAGAUUUUGUUCCUGCUGAUAUUGAGACAGUUGGGUACCGAGUCUUUUUGGGCCACAAACAGUACUUCGUUUCUUCAGAUGUGGGUGCGGGCAAGAUGCAGUGGUAUGCAUUUUACAAUGAACCAGCUGGCGGUGUGGAUAGUCCAAAUGGUAAAAAGGAAAGAUUGCUUAAAAUAUUUGGGGGGUGGUGCGACAAUGUUAUAGACUUAUUGGUUGCCACAGAUGAAGAUGCAAUUCUUCGACGUGACAUCUAUGAUAGACCACCAACUCUUAAUUGGGGAAGAGGUCGUGUUACAUUGCUUGGUGACUCUGUCCAUGCUAUGCAGCCCAAUUUGGGUCAAGGGGGAUGCAUGGCCAUAGAGGAUAGCUAUCAAUUAGCACUAGAACUUGACAAAGCAUGGAGCCGAAGUGCCGAGGCAGGAAGCCCUGUGGAUAUUAUCUCUUCUUUAAGGAGCUAUGAAAGUGCUAGAAAACUUCGAGUUGGAGUUAUCCAUGGACUGGCUAGAAUGGCUGCAAUCAUGGCGUCAACUUACAAGGCUUAUCUUGGUGUCGGACUUGGUCCAUUAUCAUUUUUGACCAAGUAUAGGAUACCACAUCCUGGAAGAGUUGGUGGCAGAGUAUUUAUUGACUUGGGAAUGCCUCUAAUGUUAAGCUGGGUUCUAGGAGGCAACGGCGACAAGCUUGAAGGCAGAAUACAGCAUUGCAGGCUAUCUGAGAAAGCAAACGACCAAUUGAGAAAGUGGUUUGAAGAUGAUGAUGCUUUAGAGCGUGCUACUACUGAUGCAGAGUGGUUACUGUUACCUGCGGGGAAUGGCAACGCUGCUUUACAACCUAUUGUUUUAAGCAGAGAUGAGGGUAUCCCUUGCACUAUUGGGUCUGUCUCGCAUACAAACAUUCCCGGAAAAUCAAUAGUUGUCCCUUUGCCACAGGUGUCUCAAAUUCACGCCCGGAUAUCAUGCAAAGACGGAGCUUUUUUUGUAACUGAUUUACAAAGUGAACAUGGUACAUGGGUUACAGAUAAUGAAGGCAGAAAAUACCGGGUGUCUCCAAACUUUCCUACACGUUUUCAUCCAUCAGAUGUUAUCGAAUUUGGUUCUGAUAAGGCUGCAUUUCGUGUAAAGGUAAUGAAGGUUCCUCCAAAAACUGCUGGAAGGACGGAAGAGCGCAAAGCAGUGGGGGCAGCUUGAGAAUUAUAAAAGCUUGACCUGAUAUAAACGGGAAAUUGUACAGCAUUUUAUAGCAACAGCAGAAACUGAGCAAUUUAAGCCCAGCUAAUUGUAUACUGUAGGUUCAGAAGAUUGAUAAGCAAACACCAUGCAAGAAAAUACAGAGAUUAUAUGUUUCUCUAAAGAAUUCUGGAGAAAUUCAUGGUCAUUGUUUCUCUCUACCAUUGCUAAAAAUAUACUUCGCUAUGUGUAUAUAUAUAUUUAUAAGCCUGUGUCCUACUUCAUAAGUUUCUUUUAUAUAUUUUCUUAUGAGUCUUCAAUUCAAA